Molecule: messenger RNA, 5030 nt
Organism: Octodon degus (degu)
Lineage: Eukaryota; Metazoa; Chordata; Mammalia; Rodentia; Octodontidae
Gene: Itga3
Product: integrin subunit alpha 3
Exons: 25
Coding region: 559-3984 (1141 amino acids)
Biological process (GO): cell-cell adhesion; cell-matrix adhesion; cell adhesion mediated by integrin
Cellular component (GO): integrin complex; external side of plasma membrane
Molecular function (GO): integrin binding
Source: RefSeq, a predicted model, not a curated record
GCUCCCGACAGGUGUCUGGGGGAGAGGGCGGAGCCCGAGUAGGAAGGAUGAGAAGGGAGGGGCGGUGCUGCCCCUUUAAGAGGCGGCGGCCGAGCCGGGACCUUUUCUCUUUCCCCGGAAGGAAAGCGGAGCCCGCCCGGGCUGGGCUCGCAAGGUGGGGAGGUGCGGGGCUGGGCGUGGGGAGGCGGGGCGCGCGCCAGUGGGGGGCCCUCCCCGCGUCCUCCUUGCGGUCGACCCGCCCAGCUGGCCCAGAUCCGCCGCCCAGCCGGAAUCGUGCAGCACGGCCAGGGGGGCGCGGCCAGGGCGAGCUGGGGGGCCGCGUGCCAGGCGCGGGGACGGUGACCCGGCUGCGGGACUGGAGAUACGGGCCUUGGAAGAGGAUCGGAGAUCGCCGCGCUGAGCAGACGUGAACGUGACUUGGACUGGGCAAGAAACCGCCGGCCCUCGCGGCGCAGGGGCGCGGCGGGCUCGGGUCCUCCGGGGCGCGGGAGCAGGUGAACAGGUCCCCACGCCCGGCCCGUGCCCUCGUCGUCCGCCCGCCCGCCCCGGCUCCGGGCCAUGGGGCCGGGUCCCAGCCGCGCGCCCUGCGCCCCGCGCCCGGUGCUCUGCGCGCUCGCCUUGAUGGUGGCGGCCGGCAGCCGCGUCGCCUCCGCCUUCAACCUGGACACCCGAUUCCUGGUGGUGAAGGAAGCCGAGAACCCGGGCAGCCUUUUCGGCUACUCGGUCGCCCUCCACCAGCAGACAGAGCGGCAGCGGCGCUACCUGCUCCUGGCCGGUGCCCCCCGGGACCUCGCAGUGCCUGAUGGCACCACCAACCGGACCGGUGCCGUGUACCUGUGCCCUCUCUCUGCCCUCAAGGACGACUGUGAGCGGAUGGACAUCACAGAGAGAAGUGACCCUAACCAUCACAUUAUUGAGGACAUGUGGCUUGGGGUGACUGUGGCCAGCCAGGGGCCUGCAGGCAGAGUCCUGGUAAGUGGACACAGACAUUCAGCCCCGCCUCCCUCCCUCCUGCAUGUGGCCAGGAGCUGGGAGGACAGCAGAGGGCACCCAUGCAGACGUGUGUUGAGGCCUUGGCGAUGUCCCCUGUGGCGGCCAUGUGUCUCCACAGGCCUGUCUGUCCCCUGCUCCCGCAUCCCCAGGGAGAGCUGGUGCGCCUGCCAUCCUCCGACCCCCAAGUGUGGUCUGGGCCAUCACCCACUUUGUCCCCACCCCCACACGGCGCUCAGCAUUUGUGGAAAUGACAAGGAAUGGAACUUGGAGGGGGAAAGGGCAGAGAGGGCCCCAGGCCAUGGGCGCUGGCCAGGCUCCUUCCUGGGAGGCUGGCCACCGGAAGAGGCACAGCCCUGCUGGCCCGGGCUCACCCGGCUCUGCUCUGGGGCCACUCCCUGCUGCCAGUGGUCACCUCCUGCCUACAUCCUUCAGUACACUGCUGUGAGCUCCAGGUUUGCCUCAGGAAAUGCCUACAUGAUUCAGCGGAAGGACUGGGAUUUAUCAGAGUACAGUUACAAGGAACCGGAGAGUGAAGGAAACCUCUAUAUUGGGUACUCGGUGCAGGUGGGCAGAGCUGUCCUGCAGACCUCAGACAUCACUGUUGUGACGGGUGCCCCGCGGCACCAACACAGGGGCGCCGUCUUCCUCCUGAGCCAGGAGGCAGGCGGGGACCUUCGGAAGAGACAGGUGCUGGAGGGCACGCAGGUGGGCGCUUAUUUUGGCAGUGCCGUUGCCCUGGCAGACCUGAACAACGAUGGGUGGCAGGACCUUCUGGUGGGCGCUCCCUACUACUUUGAGCGGAAAGAGGAGGUAGGGGGUGCCAUCUAUGUCUUCAUGAACCAGGCGGGCACCUCCUUCCCUGCCGAACCCUCCCUCCUUCUCCAUGGCCCCAGUCACUCUGGCUUCGGCUUUUCCGUGGCCAGCAUCAGUGACAUCAACCAGGACGGAUUCCAGGACAUUGCUGUGGGUGCCCCGUUCGAGGGCUUGGGCACAGUGUACAUCUACCACAGCAGCUCCAGCGGGCUCCUCAGACGGCCCCAGCAGGUAAUCCAUGGCGAGAAGCUGGGACUGCCUGGCUUGGCCACCUUCGGCUACUCUCUGAGUGGGCAGAUGGAUGUGGAUGACAACCUCUACCCAGACCUGCUCGUGGGGAGCCUGUCAGACCACAUCGUGCUGCUGCGGGCGCGGCCGGUCAUCAACAUCCUCCACAAGACCCUGGUGGCUAGGCCAGCCAUCCUGGACCCCACGCUUUGCACAGCCACUUCCUGUGUGCAGGUAGAGCUGUGCUUCGCUUACAACCAGAGUGCGGGGAACCCCAACUACAGGCGCAACAUCACCCUGGCCUACACCCUGGAGGCCGACCGGGACCGCCGCCCACCCCGGCUCCGAUUUGCCCGCAGCCAGUCGGCCGUAUUCCACGGCUUCUUCUCCAUGCCCGAGACGCGCUGCCAGACGCUGGAGCUGCUCCUGAUGGAUAACCUUCGUGACAAGCUCCGGCCCAUUAUCAUCUCCAUGAACUACUCAUUACCUCUGCGGAUGCCCGAGCGCCCCCGGCUGGGGCUGCGGUCCCUGGAUGCCUACCCAGUCCUCAACCAGGCGCAGGCUCUGGAGAACCACACGGAGGUCCAGUUCCAGAAGGAGUGCGGGCCUGACAACAAGUGCGACAGCAACUUGGAGAUGCGAGCAGCCUUCGUGUCAGAGCAGCUGCAGCGGCUGAGCAGGCUCCAGUACAGCAGAGAUGUCCGCAAAUUGCUCCUGAGUAUCAACGUGACCAACGCCCCUAGCCAGAAACGGGCUGGGGAAGAUGCCCAUGAGGCGCUGCUCACGCUGGAGGUCCCAUCCGCCCUGCUGCUGUCCUCUGUGCGCCCUCCUGGGGCCUGCCAAGCCAAUGAGACCAUCCUCUGUGAGCUGGGGAACCCCUUCAAGCGAAACCAGAGGAUGGAACUGCUCAUCGCCUUUGAGGUUAGUGGGGUGACAUUGCACACGAGGGACCUUGAAGUGCAGCUGCAGCUGUCUACGUCCAGUCACCAGGACAAUCUGCAGCCCCUGACCCUGACUCUGCUGGUGGACUACACGCUACAGGCCUCGCUCAGCAUGGUGAAUCACAGGCUGCAAAGCUUCUUUGGGGGAACCGUGAUGGGUGAGUCGGGCAUGAAAACUGUGGAGGAUGUGGGAAGCCCCCUCAAAUAUGAAUUCCAGGUGAGCCCUGUAGGGGAGGGGCUGGCGGCCCUGGGGACCCUAGUCCUAGGUCUGGAGUGGCCCUAUGAAGUCGCUAAUGGCAAAUGGCUGCUGUACCCCACGGAGAUCACCAUUCAUGGCAAUGGGUCCUGGCCCUGCGAGCCUCCUGGAGACCUGGUCAACCCUCUCAACCUCACUCUCUCUGAUCCCAAGAACAGGCCGCAGCGCAGGCGGAGAGAGCUGGACCCUGGGGGAGAGCAGGGCCCCCCACCCAUCACUCUGGCUGCUGCCAAGAAAGCCAAGUCUGAGACUGCGCUGAGCUGUGCCACUGGCCGCGCCCACUGUGUGUGGCUGGAGUGUCCCCUCCCAGAUGCCACUUACACCACCAACGUGACUGUGAAGGCUCGAGUGUGGAACAGCACAUUCAUCGAGGACUACAGAGACUUUGACCGAGUCAGGGUAGACGGCUGGGCCACUCUCUUCCUGCGAACCAGCGUCCCCUCGCUCAACAUGGAGAACAAGACCACACUGUUCUCUGUGGACAUCGACUCAGAGCUGGUGGAGGAGCUGCCAGCCGAGAUCGAACUGUGGCUGGUGCUGGUGUCCGUGGGGGCGGGACUGCUGCUGCUGGGGCUGAUCAUCCUCGUGCUGUGGAAGUGUGACUUCUUUAGGCGGACCCACUACUACCGGAUCAUGCCCAAGUACCACGCGGUGCGCAUCCCAGAGGAAGAGCGCUACCCACCUCCAGGGCGCACAGCGCCCACCAAGAAGCACUGGGUCACCAGCUGGCAGACCCGAGACCGAUACUACUGACGUCCCCGUGAUCCCAAGCUGUCUCCCCAGCCCCCUUCUUCCUAUUUAUCCUUAAGUUAUGCCUCUGACAGCCCACAGGGGCACUGCUGCUGGCCAUCUCCCUGCAGGACUUGCCGAGAGUGAACCCACCGUCUCCCAAGUCUGGAUGCCUGGGGGCCUCACUACUCCUGGCUUCUGCUUGUGCGCUGUGGAUGGUGCCAGCCUCUGCCCGUGCCAAACCAAGGGCCUCUGCCAAAGCAGGAGGAAAGGCCCCGUGUGGUGACUCGCGCCCUUUCACACUGGGUCCACCCUGAGCCAUAACCACUGGACCAACUUUGCUGCCAAGAGUAGACUACUGACAGGGAGCACGGCUCCCCGGAUCCGAGGUGCAGCUGGGGUCAGGCCAACAACUGCCCAGGGGACAUUCACUGGACCUGCCUGCUCACAGAGACAGCAGAUAAGCUGGGAAGCAGGUCACAGAAAAGCUUUCUUCAUGACUCUGUGACGCUUUUCUCCUGGGCCAUGGACCAAACUAUCAGGGAACACAGCCCAAAGGGACAGAGAGACCAUACGACGGCGGAGUUGGGCUGCUCUGGACUGCCCUCGGGCACAUUGGAGCCUCUGCAGGGUAGGGGACCAGCCCUGGGCCACACAGGCACUGCAGGAUGAAGAAAUACCAGUUCCUACCCACCCCUUCCACCCCAGCCUCAGAAGUGCCUGGAGAGACCCCACAAGAUGUCAGAGGGAGUGACACUUGAAUGUAGGACAGGAACAGAUUCCUGUCCCCAGCCCAGCUGGCCAGGCCCCACUCUGUCCCCACGACCAUGGAAUGGGGCCUAGAGAUGAUGUUCUUGGCUGUCAUUGGCUUUCAGAGUCACCCUGACUGCCCCUCCCCCAUAGGCAGCAUCUGAGGCCCAUAGCAGUUGAGGCUGGUCCCCAGUACCUCCUCUGGCUGCCCUUCCCCCCACGGUACUGUAGCAGGGGGCUCCCAGCCCCUACCCCCGUGCCUUCUUUGUAUACAGGCUUCUCACAGCAACCAAUAAACAGUUCCCAGUUUGUACACCUGC